Molecule: messenger RNA, 1577 nt
Organism: Nomascus leucogenys (northern white-cheeked gibbon)
Lineage: Eukaryota; Metazoa; Chordata; Mammalia; Primates; Hylobatidae
Gene: C10H12orf76
Product: chromosome 10 C12orf76 homolog
Source: RefSeq, a predicted model, not a curated record
AUGUUCCAGAACCUGCAAGGAACAUUUGAAAAGGAAAUUGGAAAAAGAAUUCCAUUUACCAUAGCAUUUAAGAGAGCUGAAGCUGUGGAGCCAGAUGGCUGCGUUCAGAGCUGGUGCUGCUGUUUACCAUGUGACCUUGGACAAGCUUGUCGCUUCAUUCAUGCCAGUUCAGCUAUUAGGUGGAGCUGUAAGGGGGAGAGGAACUUUGCUGAAAGGCACAUCCUCCCUGCAGAGCUUGAAGAACAAUCUAACUGUGCUGGCAUGGGGCCCAUUCCACCUGUGAUGCCAGUUGUUGAUGGGAACCAUUUUCAGCAUCCUGCUGGUGACUGUCAUCCUUAUGGCAUUUUGUGUCUACAAGCCCAUUCGGCGUCGGUGACAGCCAGACAAGUUCUUCAAUGAGUAUUUGGGAAUAGGAUAAGUUGUGUUGCACACAGGCCAGUGGAGAAGUUGGAAUCAAAACUUUCCUACUUGGAAAUGACCUUUGGUCUGGACAGUUUAAAUGCUAAAUGAAUUAGAAGAAAACAUGUACUAGAAAUUAUUUUUUCCUAACACUGUAGUGCAAAUAAUUGGCCCGAAUCUGCUUCUCAGUGUUUCUGACUGUACCUGUUAAAAGUAAGACCUGAAAGCUCCAAAGGUCAGUGUAAAGAUGGAGUGUUCAUGAGAAAGAAAACACAGUAACCUUGUGAGUGCCUGUAAGAACCACACUGGAAAGAACUCAUCAUUAAUGCUUGAAAAUGUUAUUAAGAGGGAGACUUACCAUGUAGACAUUCCUUAUUUAAGAACCAUUUGGUUACAGUGGGUUAAGAAUCACAGAUUUUUUUUUUUUUUUAAUCUCACCUGAGUUGGCCUAGAAUGCGCUGGUUGCAAAGUGGUGUCAGCUGUGGGGAACUUGGGCCCUCGUUCCUCACCUGCAUCCUGCCCUGCACUCAGGUGCUCCCCCUGAAGUCGGGGUCCCAUCAGGUAGGCCUGUUACUAUAUGCACCUUUGGCCUGGAAUGCUCUGAAGUUGGACUGGAAAUGUUACUAGGUUGGCCUGUUACAAAAAGCACCCCAUCCUGCUUAAACACAUUGAUCUCCCUAGCCCUGCAUUUGAGUCUUUCUAGCCCACGGUCUGAAACUUGAGGUAGCUUUCCAGAUUUGGAAUGUAGAAGGCUCAGCGGGCACUCUGUUCAUCCCUGGGUGGGGAGGGCCCAGCCAACCGAAGUGCAUGUCCACUGUGCGGGCCAGUGUGUGUUUACACAAAUUUCAUCUCAGCUUUGAAAAUGCUGCUAUUAGUUUCCACUGUUGGUGAACUGGAUUUUUUCCUCCUAUUGAAAUGAUACUUUCAUACUUAUAAAGCUGUCGUCAAUAUUUAUUUCAAGGUGCUAGAUUUAAUUGUUAUUAAAUUGAAAUGCUUAUCUUGUGUUGAAGCACAGCACUGAUUUUAACAACCUGCAUUUAAUGUGUAGUAACCGAAGUAGGAUACUGUAACUGUUUAACUUAAGGAUUGUUUGUAAUCUUGUAACAUUUGAACCAUUGAAAUGUUCACUGUUCCUUGCUUUUGAGCAAAAUGUCAAUUAAAACUAAAGUAAAAUCCUA